AAUUCCGUGUGAAUAAGGUGCAAUAACUCCUCCACACCAAACAGCGGCCAUGUUAUAAAUAAACAAAACAGUUAGCGGCGCGUGGUCGGCGAUGUGACGUCAUUACUGUGCGACGAGAAUUUCACACCGAAGACGCGAUGGAGUCCGAGACAAAGAAGGUUAUCAAGUUGGUCCCUGAGAACCUUCUUAAGAAAAGAAAAGCAUAUCAGGCGAUUAAAGCGACUCAGGCUAAGCUCGCUUUGCUUCAGAAAAGAAAGACAAAUAAAGGACAGUUGAAAUUCACACGUCUGGAGGAGUUCCAUAAGAACAGCAAGAGGAAACACAGAGAUGAAGUGCGUUUGGCACGAAACCGACACAGACCACCACCUCCUCUCCCUCUAGCCAAGAACAGCCUGGUGUUUGCUGUCCGAAUUCGACAGAUUAAAGGCAUCAGUCCGAAAGUGAGGAAGAUCAUCCACAUGUUAAGACUGCGUAAAAUCUUCAGCGGAACUUUUAUUAAAGUCAGUAAGACCUCCAUGAACAUGCUGCAAGUGGUCGAGCCCUACGUCGCCUGGGGAUUUCCUAAUCUGAAGUCAGUUCGUGAUCUCAUCUUGAAAAGAGGCCAGGGAAAGGUUGAUAAGAGAAAGAUUCCUCUUACAGACAACGUCGUCAUCGAGAAGCAUCUAGGUCAGUAUGGAAUUAUCUGUUUGGAGGAUCUCAUCCAUGAGAUCUACUCUACUGGAAAGAACUUCAAAGUGGUGAACAGAUUCCUCUGGCCGUUCUGUUUGUCUGUUCCUCGACACGCGGCCAGAGACAAAGUUGGACUUCUGAAAGAGAUGGGUGAGCCUGGACCUCGAGCCGAAGACAUCAACAGAGUGAUCAGGACCUUUAACUGAGCCUCUUCUACUGGAGCUCAGACAAACUGGACUGUUUUGCGGAGAGUCGUUGGCUUUCCUGUCUUUACUUUUUCUCAUUCUGAUGUGAGAUUGGAUGUGCUUUCAGAUUGUCUUUACAAGAAUGGAUCAGAUCAGAUUUCAUCAUCACCAGCGUAAUGAAUGAAGUUGAAAUGUUGCGUCUCUUGGACCAGGUUCUUUAACUCUGUGCAGCAGUUUAUAUUAAAACUAAUGUGGUUUAUUACAAAAACUAA
Tachysurus vachellii is the source of this 1126-nucleotide messenger RNA. It is a transcript of the gene rpl7l1, whose product is annotated as ribosomal protein L7-like 1. Gene Ontology annotation, biological process: maturation of LSU-rRNA from tricistronic rRNA transcript (SSU-rRNA, 5.8S rRNA, LSU-rRNA). Gene Ontology annotation, molecular function: structural constituent of ribosome; RNA binding. The transcript has 6 exons. Gene Ontology annotation, cellular component: cytosolic large ribosomal subunit. Lineage: Eukaryota; Metazoa; Chordata; Actinopteri; Siluriformes; Bagridae. The record is from RefSeq and is a predicted model, not a curated record. Bases 138 to 875 code for a protein of 245 amino acids.